AUGGCUUCAGAUGACGAGGGAGGCUUGGACCUCUUCCAGGAGCCUGCUGAUUAUUUCGAACCAGAGAAGGAAGCAACUUUUGCUACCCACCAGUUGCUAUCUGGGAAAGAAUUUACUGUGCGGUUGGUGGGACACAAUCCACUGUGGGGGCAUUUUCUGUGGAACGCCGGACGCACAAUCUCAGCGUAUCUCGAGGAGCAUGCGGGAGACUUGGUAGCAGGAAAGACGGUACUCGAACUUGGCGCUGGGGCUGGACUUCCUAGUCUGGUCUGUGCUCUCAAUGGAGCCUCACAAGUGGUCGUAACGGACUAUCCUGAUGCUGAUUUGAUUGAAAACCUUCGGUACAACAUUGAUCAUUGUGAUAUGUUACCCACGCCAAGAAGGAUCGCUGCAGAGGGCUAUCUGUGGGGUGCAUCGACCCAAACAGUGACAAGCCACCUAGACAACGAUGGAGGAUUCGAUGUGCUUAUUCUUGCAGAUCUUCUUUUCAACCACUCUGAGCACACAAAGCUCAUUAAAACGGUGGAGCUGACCUUGAAGAAGUCACCAGGCUCUAAAGCUUACGUAUUCUUCACGCCAUAUCGGCCCUGGCUUUUCGAGAAGGACCUCGCUUUCUUCGACUUGGCUCGUGAGGCUGGAUUUAGUGUGACCAAAACACUCGAGAAGGUCAUGGACAAGGUCAUGUUCAAGGAAGAUCCCGGAGAUGAGCUUCUCCGUCGUACAGUCUACGGCUAUGAACUCACUUGGUCGAGCUGA
This is a messenger RNA of Ascochyta rabiei, 756 nucleotides long. Its product is annotated as Nicotinamide N-methyltransferase. The record is from RefSeq and is a predicted model, not a curated record. Bases 1 to 756 code for a protein of 251 amino acids. Lineage: Eukaryota; Fungi; Ascomycota; Dothideomycetes; Pleosporales; Didymellaceae. Gene Ontology annotation, molecular function: protein-lysine N-methyltransferase activity. Gene Ontology annotation, biological process: peptidyl-lysine dimethylation. The transcript has 5 exons.